Aquila chrysaetos chrysaetos is the source of this 924-nucleotide messenger RNA. It is a transcript of the gene KCNK16, whose product is annotated as potassium two pore domain channel subfamily K member 16. Gene Ontology annotation, cellular component: membrane. The transcript is spliced from 5 exons. The record is from RefSeq and is a predicted model, not a curated record. Gene Ontology annotation, molecular function: potassium ion leak channel activity. Lineage: Eukaryota; Metazoa; Chordata; Aves; Accipitriformes; Accipitridae. Gene Ontology annotation, biological process: stabilization of membrane potential; potassium ion transmembrane transport.
AUGGGUCCCUGGAUCUUUGCAUUCAGUUUGUCAUCUAGCUCUGUACGAGACAUUUAUUCUGGCAAAAUUAGUCCAAAAUUCAUUCAUCAGAAGUUUGAAGAUGACAGGAUCAGCCAAGUACUGAGCAGGGACUGGCAGCAGCACAGCAGCAGCACGCCCCUACUCACCAUACACAACCGGCAGAUCAGCUGGACUCUGCUGCUGGUACUAGGGUAUCUCUUUUACCUUCUCCUGGGCGCUAUGGUGUUCCAGCUGCUGGAAAAGCAGGCAGAGACCCACUUUCGGGACCAGUUCCAGCUGGAGAAGCUCAAGUUCCUGCAGAACUACACAUGCUUGGACAGGCAAGCCCUGGAGCAGUUUGUACAGGUCCUCAUGGAAGCAUGGGAAAAAGUGAUCAACCCAGAAGGAAACUCUACGAAUCCCAGUAACUGGGACUUCAGCAACUCCUUUUUUGCAGGAACUGUUGUCACCACUAUAGUUCCACUAGACAACUGCUCAGUGCUGUUUAGCUGUCAUCUUCCUUUUAUCUUUCAAGUGGUUCAAACACUGACAGUGGCAAUCUUCCUGACCACUAGGACCUUGCUUUUUCUAGUGUCCCCACCAUAGGUCUUCAGUUAUGUAGAAGGCUGGAGCUACGGAGAAGGCUUUUACUUCACCUUCAUCACCCUGAGCACCAUUGGAUUUGGGGACUAUGUAGUAGGCACAAACCCCAACAAGCACUAUAACCCAGAGUACAGGAGCCUAACUGUGAUAUGGAUUGUUUUUGGCUUGGCCUGGCUAGCUCUGGUCUUCAAUGUGGGAGCUGAUUUGAUGGAAAAAUUCCUUCAGCUAAAGUGGCACAAGCCUGACUUAAGCUUGGCAGAAGGACCCACCACCAAAUUGGAAGAUGAACCUGAGCAGCCUAGAAUCCACAUCCCUAGCUGA